Messenger RNA from Oryza sativa Japonica Group (Japanese rice), 1393 nucleotides. RefSeq lists its product as uncharacterized. Lineage: Eukaryota; Viridiplantae; Streptophyta; Magnoliopsida; Poales; Poaceae. The record is from RefSeq and is a predicted model, not a curated record. Gene Ontology annotation, molecular function: S-adenosylmethionine-dependent methyltransferase activity.
ACUAAAUUAUAUCGGGAACCCUUGUCGCAAAUUGCAGUGCUAGCUGCACUAGGAGUACAAAUCCCUAGUACAGCGUAGUACUCCAGUCGCCGGCUCGCCGCACACCAUCGCCCAUCAGACCCUGCCGCCGCGGUCUCUUCUCGAGGCCUCCCGUUCCCUCUUCCCGGCGAGCUAGCGCACCGCGCGGGAGAGAAAGGAGAGCAAAAAGGAUGGGCGGCGGCGAGUGCAGGAGCAACGACUACGGCGCCGCCGCCUACUGGGACGCCCGCUACUCCUCCCCUUCCCCCUCCUCCACCGCCACCACCGGCGGCGGCGGCGGCGCGUUCUUCGACUGGUACCAGGCGUACCCGGCGCUGCGGCCGCUGCUCCGCGCCCGCCUCCCCGCCUCCUCCCGGGUCCUCAUGCUCGGGUGCGGCAACUCCCUUUUGUCGGAGGACAUGGUGAAGGAUGGGUACGAGGAGGUAGUAAACGUGGACAUUUCAUCCGUAGUCAUUGAGCAGAUGAGGGAGAAACACGUUGAUAUUCCACAGCUUACAUAUUUCCAGAUGGAUGUUAGGGACAUGAGUUUGUUUGGUGAUGGAACAUUCGAUUGUGUCCUUGAUAAAGGUACAUUGGACGCUAUGAUGUGUGGCGAUGAUGCUCCUCUUGGUGCUUCCAAAAUGCUAGCAGAAGUGGCAAGGAUUCUUAGGCCUGGUGGGAUCUACAUGUUGAUAACAUAUGGUUGUCCUAAGGAACGAGUGCAACUUUUGUACCAAUCUGGAAGCCACAAAAAAAUUGAACUGUACAUUAUGCCCACACCUGGAUACCAGUUGAAAUGGAGCAAAGGUGUUUCACUUGCACAACCUAUCAUGGAGGAAGUUUCAUUGACAGUGGAUGGUCAAUUACCACCUGACUAUGUUCUUAAAGAUCCAGAGUCACAUUUUAUUUAUAUUUGCAAAAAGCCAGAUGCCGCUAAUGAAGCUAAUUCUGUGGUUGCUAAUGAAGGGGAAACCAUAACUUCAAAAUGAUCUUUUGUAUCCUUAAUUUGCAUUUUGUUUUGGGUUGCUGACGAGCCUUGGAUAGUAUGUGCUCAUAAUAAAUUUUGUCAGAUGUUACUGUUGGAUGAAAAUCACGACCCUCUUUAGCCGCCUGGGGCCCCAAAGGUUGCCAAUCUGUGCUCGAUAUUUCUUCUCGGAACUUGGAAGAUGUGACACAAAAUUCAUAUGUAUUUCAAUAUGCUUUGGAAGGGGCCAGCUGAGUUGUGUUAAGUUUGUUUAAAACGACUGAGUUCCUCUUUAUAUCGACACCCAUAACAUCAGAGUGAUUUUGAUGUGAUCUUGUUAUUCUGAGAUGGAUCAUGGAACACUGCAUGUCUGUAUGCAGUGUAUAUGGAAUGAUAUUAUGGCUGUGUUUA